Molecule: messenger RNA, 3282 nt
Organism: Pelmatolapia mariae (spotted tilapia)
Lineage: Eukaryota; Metazoa; Chordata; Actinopteri; Cichliformes; Cichlidae
Product: paramyosin-like
Exons: 41
Coding region: 1-3282 (1093 amino acids)
Source: RefSeq, a predicted model, not a curated record
AUGAAAGAAACUUUGGAGGUGUUACAAAGGAAUCUUCAGCAGGCGAAUCGCCGUUACAACCAACUCGAUGACGAAGCCUUUGGGCUGAGGACGGAGGUCAUACAGCUGAAAGUGGAACUUGCUGCAUGCAUGUCAACAGCAUCGUCUACAUCUGGCACGUACCAACCCAAUCUGCAGCUCAAAAUGAAGCAGAUGCAGGAGAAGCUUGAUGGUGACACACUUCUCAUUUUUAAAAUAAUGGCACUCACCAGGGAGGUGAGCACUUUACAGGAGAAGAUCAAGCUUGCUACUAAUUCUAACAGAACUGCAGACAAAAUCGCAGAGCUGCAGAAAGAGCUGGACAAGAAGACGGCUGAACUAAAAGAUCAAAAACAGGAAGCUGAAGAAAGCCUUUCAAGCGCAACUCUCAUACUUCAGAUAAUCUCCCUGCAGAAUCAGCUCUGGGCUUUACAAGAGGCAGAAACAAGAGGGGAAAAACCAAACUCUGAGAGUUCAAGUGGCAUGACUCUGGUGAAACAACAGCUGAUCAGGAAGAUCGUUCUGCUGCAAGAAAAAGGAGAUGGCAACUUUGCUAAUUUGCUGGAGCUGAUUUAUGUGCGCACGAAGAUUGCAGAGUUGAAGAGGAUGAUCAUCGAUGCUAUUGAGAAAUCCAAAACCUUCGCCGCUGAUGCCAGGAAGCAAUGGCUCCAAAAGCUUGAUCUCCUCAGAAAGCUGAUUAUACAGCUGAAAGAUGACGAGAACAACAGGGAACUAACCUUGCAAAUUAUGAGAGUGCAGGCCGAGGUGCUACAUUUUGAACAGCUGAUGAAAAACGCCAAAAACAUCACUGAUUCCCAAAUUCAAGGGUUCCGCGUUUUGUUGGACAGAGAGAAGCAAAGGCAUGACGUUUUACAGAGGCAACUGGAAGCAGUGGAGUAUGUUAAGGCACAGCAGAUCAUGCAAGUCAUCAGCCUAAUAGAAGAAAUGAAAGAGCAGCACCUGACAGGCCAGCCCACCACUGUGCGUGAAGGUACAGAAAAAAAAUACAUCGAAGCUCAGGCCAAAAUAAGAGAGCUGCAGAGAAAACUGCGACUGAAGACUGAAAUGGAUUCCAAAUUUGUGAAAAGAUAUGAGAAGGUGAAGAUCGACUUUGACCGCAAAAUUGCUGAACUGAACAGAACUGAGGACUUCCAACCAGCUCUCAUUAUAAAGCUGAUGAGCCUGCAUGAUGAACUGAAGGCUUUGAAGGAUCAGAUCUCUCUCUCAGAAGACAAAGACUUGACCUCCGAGCUACGGAGACAACUGGAGAGAAAACAAGAAGAACUGAGCUCAGGAAUUGCAGACAUAGAACGUCUGACUUCUAGCCCAGGAGCAAUUUUAAAGAUCCUUGAACUGCAACAUGAGUUAUGGAACCUUCGGAACAAAGCCACCAAUGGAACCACAAGCAAUCGAGAAGACGAGUUACAGGACAGACUUGACGGCUUCAUCGACGAAAUCAACAACAGAGCCGGUGAAAACACAAAACUGAUACUGAAAAUCAUCAGUCUGCAAAGUCAGCUGGAGCACCUGGAGACGCUGCUGUCACAAACCUACAAUUCAAACUCUCCAAGCAUGGUGAGCAUAAGGAACAAUCUAACAGAUGAGCUCACAUUCAAGAGAGCCGAGCUACAGAAAUAUAUCAAUGAGCUGAAUAACAACAAUCCGGCUAAUGACAGAUUAAUUCUGGUUAUCACUGAACUCUACAAAAAUCUCAAAAGAAUUGAAAAAGAAAAUCGUGAUGAUAACGCAGCAUCCUCUUUAACAUUAACUCUCCAUCAGAUGUAUCUUCAAAACAAAAACAGGGAAUAUGCUCUUCUGAAGGAUAAAUUCGCAGAGCAGGAGAGGCAACUGCAGUUAAAGACACAUGAGUGCUCUGGACUCGAGCAACAACGAAACCAGCUGAAGACUGAAGUUGAAGAGAAGAUUGCAGAACUGAACAAGACGAAAGACUUCAAAACUGCUCUGCUCCUGAGUGUGAUCAACAUGAAGGCUGAAGUGAAGGCUUUGAGGGAGCAGAUCUCAAACUCAAAAGAUCCAGAAAUCAUCUCACAGCUGCAGAUGCAACUGGAGAAGAAGCAAGAUGAACUGAUUGCUAAGACUGCAGAAAUGGAGGAAUUGAUUGCCAACCCGAGAACAGUUUUACAAAUCAUUGAACGCCAGAAUGAGAUAUGGGACCUGCAGAACAAGGAUGUGAAUGGGACAGCUGGUGACCGGAUAAAAGCUCUACAAAACAGAAUAGACACACUCAUGGCUCAAAUGGGCAGCAGUGAUCAAGAAAACACCAAACUGACACUGAAAAUCCUGAAUCUGCAGAGUCAGGUGAAGCACCUGCAGAAUCUGCUGUCAAACCGCGAGACUCUACAAACCAGUAAGCUAACUGAGCUCACAAAUGAGCUUGCAGCCAAGAAGGGAGAGCUGGAGAAACAUGUCAAUGAGCUGAAAGAGAAGAACCAGGAAAAUGCCAACCUGAUUUUGAACAUCACUGAUCUGCAAAGCCAACUUGAAAACCUUGAAAAAGUUAAGACAGCUGAGGAUAAAGAAAGUGCUGCUACAAUUUCUAAUCUCAGAAAACAACUGAAGGAUAAAGAGAAGGAGCAUUCUCGUGAUCAGGAAGUGAUCCUCGACUUGCAGCAAAAACUGAAUGAGACAGAAAGCUGUUCAGAUUAUGAGCAGACAAUUACAGAUCUGCAGCAAAACCUGAAUGACAAAAUCAAGGAGCUGCAGUCCAAAUCUAACUCUGUUACUUCACUUGCUCUACAAAUUUCUACAUUAACUCAGCAAGUGGAGCAACUGAAAGCACAAAUGAACAACUCUGUGUCCAAAUCCAAGGUUGAUGAGCUCCAAAACGCCAUAGAUGAAAAGAACGAGGAGCUGGACAAACUAACAAAAGAGCUGAAAGAGAGAAGUACUCAACCACGUAGACUUCUGCAGAUUAUUGCACUACAAGCAGAAAUCGAGAAAAUGGACACUGUGGCGAAAAAUGAUACAGAUGACGAGAAGAUUAAAGCACUUCAAGGAAAGCUCACUUAUUUGAUUGAGGGAGUUAAAGAUGAACAGGAUGAAAACACUAAGCUGACAUUUCAGAUCUUGAAUCAGCAAGCUGAAAUAGCAAGACUGAAGAAGCAAGAAGAGAGGAAGAAUCAGACACAAGAAGCAAAAAUUAAAGAUCUGGAGAAUCAACUGGAGGCCAUGAGGAAUCAGAGAAACACAGGAAGUGGUAUGAGUUCAGUCAUGAGUUCUGGUUCAGUCAGCAACAAGGAGUGA